GCUUGACUCUGUCGGAUACACCGAAAAUAACCGUUAUACUUGUGCGGAUUAUCACUUUUUCGAUCUUCUCAAAAGAGAAAAACAGGACGUCUACACUGAGUCACUGUCAGUGUCAGUGACGAGGCUUUACUCUUUACUUUCACUUUUGAAGUUCACUCUCUUUCUCUCUCUCUCUCUCUCUCUCUCUCUCUCUCUCUCUCUCUCUCUCUCACACACACACACACACACACACACACACACACAUACACACACACACACACACACACACAGAGAGAGAGAGUCCUGGGACUGCGGACGCGUGUUUCUGCUCUUCUCAUUCGCGUCUCUUCAUACUGGGGGAAAAAACGAGCUAAAACUGAGCAUUCGUCUCAUCUGCGACUGUUCCUACAAUGAAUGGAAGUAUCGUGAGUUUUUUUCUGACGUUUUUGACCGUUCUGGGUUCGUGCCGGUGUCUUACGAGGACAUACUAUCUCGGGAUUCGGGAGGUGGACUGGAAUUACGCAGCGAGUGGAAAGAAUCUUAUCAAUGGCCAGAAAAUUGAUCAAGACCCGGACGCCUCCAUAUUUCUGGAAAGGGGUAUGACCCGGAUUGGUAGUGUGUACAAAAAAGCUGUCUAUAAACAGUACACAAGUGAUACUUUCUCUACUGAGGUCCAAAAGCCAGAAUGGUUGGGAAUCCUUGGACCCGUGAUCCGUGCUGAAGUGGGUGAUGACAUUGUGGUACACGUGAAAAACUUUGCGUCUCGACGGUAUUCAGUCCAUCCUCAUGGAGUCUUCUAUGAAAAGGAUUCUGAAGGUGCACUUUACCCGGAUGGUACAUCUGGUCGCUUUAAGAAAGAUGAUGCUGUGGCUCCUGGUGAAAACUACACAUACACUUGGAAGGUGACAGAAGAGUUCGCCCCCACCAAAUCUGACUCCAGCUGCCUCACCUGGAUCUACCACUCCCAUGUAGAGGCACCUAGAGACAUUGCCUCAGGACUUAUAGGGGUUCUGUUAACCUGCAAUAAGGGAGUUCUAGACAGCACUGGAGUAAAGCGCUCUGAUGUGGAUCAGGAGUUCUUCUUGAUGUUCAGCGUGGUAGAUGAAAAUUUAAGUUGGUAUCUUGAUGAGAACAUUCGCAGAUUCAGCCCUGAUGCUGCUAAUCAUAAACGAGACGAAGAAUUUCAGGAGUCUAACCUCAUGCACUCAAUCAACGGUUAUGUUUUUGGUAACUUGCCGACAUUGAAUGUGUGCAUUGGAAACACUGUUUCUUGGCACCUCUUUGGAAUUGGAAACGAGGUAGAUAUUCAUUCUGCUUACUUCCAUGGUCACACCCUGCUCGAUCGGGGCCACCGUACGGAUGUGCUCAGCCUAUUUCCUGCCACGUUUGUUACUGCAAAAAUGGUUCCCAUGACAAUAGGGAAGUGGCUGUUAAGCUGCCAAGUUAAUGAUCACAUGAAAGCAGGUAUGCAGGGCUUCUACGAGGUGUCUGUGUGUGAGAAGGGUAAAUCUGCACCCACAGUACCUCCCGGCCAUGAAAGACAUUUCUACAUCGCUGCUGAGGAGGUGAUUUGGGAUUACGGCCCUUCUGGUAUAAAUAAAUUCACAGGUGAAAAACUGGACAAGGAGGGAAGUAUGGCUGCAGAAUUCUUCAGUAAAGAGGCUGGUAGGCUAGGAGGGAAGUUCUGGAAAGUCAGAUAUGUUGCUUACAGUGAUGACACAUUUACCACCAAGCAUGAACAACAUGGCUCAGAACACCAUCUUGGAUUUCUGGGCCCAGUGAUUAGAGGUGAACCUGGAGAUGUCAUUGUGGUAACUUUUCGGAAUAAGGCAUUCAAAAACUUUAGCUUACAACCUCAUGGCCUGGCGUAUGAUAAAGUUUACGAAGGAGCCAUGUAUCAGGAUGGUAAGACAAACACAUCCUUUGGUUUACACAGCCCUCUCGGGUUGAGUGGAAGCAUCUUACUUUUCCUUUGUCCCUUUUCAGGUUCUCAGAAAGCAGGUGCCAGUGUCGCACCAGGUCACACAUUUACAUAUCGAUGGCGGGUGACAGAAGGUCCUUCACCCAGUGACCCACCCUGUCUGUCAUACUUGUACUAUUCUGCUACAGAUCCUGUCCGUGACACCAACUCUGGUUUGGUGGGACCGUUGCAAGUGUGCAAGAAAGGAGUUCUGGAUGAGAGUGGACGACAGAAAAUCGGGUCAGAGGUGCAGAAAGAGUUUUUUCUUCUCUUCACUGUGAUCGAUGAGAAUAUCUCAUGGUAUCUUCAAAAUAACACGGAUAAGUUUGGUAGUGAUGAUUCAGACCCAGAUGAUCCAGUAUUUCAGGAGAGCAACAAAAUGCACUGUGUAAACGGCUACAUGUACGGGAACCUUCCUGGCCUCGACUUGUGUGAGGGGGAUCAUGUUGUAUGGCACAUGCUGGGCUUGGGCACAGAGGUGGAUAUCCACGGUGUUUACUUCCAGGGAAACACGUUUCAGCGGGAAGGCACUACACACGACACACUCAACCUGUUUCCUCACACCAGUGUCACUGUCUCCAUGGUACCAGACAACAAUGGUGUUUUUGGGCUGAGCUGUCGUACAACCGAUCACUACAGUGGUGGCAUGCGUCAUCUGUACACAGUCAAGAGCUGCACACAGAGCCAGAAACCUAAAUCUGAGUUUACGCCUGAUGUAUAUAUCUAUUUGGCUGCUGAAGAAGUGGUGUGGAACUACGCCCCGAACCGGACAUGGGAGAUGAUGAAACAUAUGUCUAUUCUAAAUGAAAGCCCUGGAAACAUUUUCCUGAAUAAAUCUGAGAGCCGGAUUGGCCACGAAUACAAAAAGGCGGUGUAUCGCCAGUACACAGAUGACACCUUUACAACCAAGAAGCACAGAGGCUCUGAUGAAGAGCAUCUAGGCAUUCUGGGUCCAAUUCUCAGGGUAGAGGUUGGUGAGAGGUUGCAGGUUGUGUUUAAGAACAAAGCCACAAGGCCAUAUUCAGUUCAUGCUCAUGGUGUGAAGGCCAAUGAACAACACCUUCCACCUGUUUCUCCUGAAGAGGUUAUGAGAUAUAACUGGACUAUCAGUUCAGGUCCUGGACGCACCGAUCCCAACUGUAUAACCUUCGCUUAUUAUUCAUCAGCCGACUUUGUCAAGGAUUUGGCUAGUGGCCUAGUUGGACCGUUGGUUGUGUGUCGUAAAGGGACUCUAGACAAAGACAGACGUCGUAAAGACGUGGAUAAAGAAUUCGCUCUGCUCUUUAUGGUCUUUGAUGAAAAUGAAUCUUGGUAUCUAGAGAACAAUAUGGAAACAUACCUGAACAAGAGCCAAGAAACUUUCGACAAAGAUGAUGAAGGAUUUAUGGAGAGUAACAUGAUGCACGGCAUAAAUGGAAAGCUGUAUGCGAAUCUACUUGGCUUGAGGAUGCGGGAAGGAGAUAAGACUGAAUGGUACUUAAUGGGACUGGGAAAUGAGAUAGAUAUGCACACAGUGCACUUUCACGCUCAGAGCUUCAUAUACAAGAUGGAUUUCCCCCACAGAGCUGACGUGUAUGACUUAUUCCCCGGGACAUUUAAGACCGUGGAACUGGUAGCAGGAACUCCUGGGACGUGGCUCCUUCACUGCCAUGUGACAGACCACAUCCACGCCGGCAUGGAGACAACCUUCACCAUCGAUGCUAAAGUUUCAAACGACGGACCAAGUGGACAUGGCUGUGCAAGUUUUCCACAAAUGCUGCUAUUCGUCGUUCUGUCAUUCUGGCUCCAAUGACUCGGAUAAGGAGGCAAUUCAAGAGAACAGUCCGAAGUGAUUUCACUAGUAAUUAAGGUUUCCAUGGAAACAGGGAAGAGAAGAAAGUACACAAGUAAAUGCACUAAGUAACUCACAAAAAAGUGAGAGAGUAACCUUUUUUUUUAUUCCAAAUCCGUAGUGUUGCACAUGUACAGUUUAUGCAUUACAUCUACACUUCUUCUGAGCUGAGCUUGUAAAGCUCUGAUCAAAUUUAUACAUCUUAUGUUAACCUCUUUGUUGAAAAGUGUUAAAAUGUGAAUUUUUUUUUCUGCUCACAAAACUGCACCAUCUUGUCUUCUUCAGUAUUUUAGCACUAUAUAAAUAGAUAUAUGAAAUGUUCUAAUGAUUGAAUGCUAAAAAAAAACACAUCACGGAUAGUUUGGAGUGUUGAAGCAUGCUAGAAUAAUUAUUAUUUUUAUUAUUAUUAUUAUUAAUAUUAUUAUUAUUAUUAUUUGCAAUAAAGACGAAGUGAUAAGGA
Messenger RNA from Tachysurus fulvidraco (yellow catfish), 4230 nucleotides. RefSeq names its product hephaestin-like 1a (gene hephl1a). Gene Ontology annotation, molecular function: oxidoreductase activity; copper ion binding. Gene Ontology annotation, cellular component: plasma membrane. Bases 390 to 3731 code for a protein of 1113 amino acids. NCBI's taxonomy places the organism in Eukaryota, Metazoa, Chordata, Actinopteri, Siluriformes, Bagridae. Gene Ontology annotation, biological process: iron ion transport. The record is from RefSeq and is a predicted model, not a curated record. The transcript is spliced from 19 exons.